Messenger RNA from Candida tropicalis MYA-3404, 879 nucleotides. RefSeq names its product putative dephospho-CoA kinase. Gene Ontology annotation, molecular function: dephospho-CoA kinase activity; ATP binding. The transcript has a single exon. Gene Ontology annotation, biological process: coenzyme A biosynthetic process. Bases 1 to 879 code for a protein of 292 amino acids. Lineage: Eukaryota; Fungi; Ascomycota; Pichiomycetes; Serinales; Debaryomycetaceae. The record is from RefSeq and is a predicted model, not a curated record.
AUGAAUUUGAACGAGAAACCUGUGGAAGAAGGAAAAAAAAAAUUAAAAAAUUCACAGUAUCAAUUUCUCACUCUUUCUGCCCACAAUCUCCUGCCUCUCCACCUCCUCCUCAGAUAUAGACACACAAAAGAAGUACUACCGACUCAGAUGCUUAUUGUUGGAUUGACAGGUGGGAUUGCAUGUGGUAAAUCCACUGUUUCAAAAGAACUUAAAGAGAAAUACCAUUUAACGAUAGUUGAUGCAGAUUUGAUUGCUCGAGAAGUUGUUUACCCCAACAAACCAGCAUUCAAAAAAAUCGUGGCUGCUUUUGGUAAAGAAGUCCCAGAUUUAGUCAACCCACAAGAUGGUAGUUUAAAUAGACCAGCUUUGGGUAAAGCUGUUUUUGGAAAUAAAGAAAAGUUGGCAGUUUUGAACUCCAUUGUUCAUCCAGCUGUUAAAUGGGAAAUGUUCAAACAAAUCCUCUUUGCUUAUCUUACAUUCAAACAAUUAAUAAUAUUAGAUGUGCCUUUGCUUUAUGAAAGUGGGUUAAGUUUAGUUUGUGGAUUGACUGUCACUAUAUCAUGUGCUAAAGAAAUUCAAAUCGAUAGAUUACUUGAAAGAAACCCAGAAUUGUCGGUGUCAGAUGCAACUAAAAGAAUUGAUAGUCAAAUGUCGAAUCAAGAAAGAAACUACCGAUCUGAUAUUGUGGUUGAUAAUUCUGGAGAUUUAAACACACUCCAUGAAUCAAUUAAAUCUUUAGUUCAUGAAAUCAAACCCAACUUUUUCUGGUAUUUAUUAGAUUUGUUUCCUCCAUUUGCUAUCUUGUCAGCACUCUUUACAUUUACUCUCAGAAGAAUUUCUGACAAGUUUAUAGGUACUAGAAAACCUAAAUUGGAGUAA